AUGGCUCAUCACUGCAUUACUCGCGCAGUCCACAUAUUGAAUCACGAAAGGUCAUUCAGGGAAGCCGUGAAGUCUAUCGAUCAGGCUGUCGGAAGGGCCCUCCCGUCCAACAAACGGUACGAUUGUGUCCGCGUAUUGACACUGAAAUAUGACAAUGAUGAUAUAGGACUGGCCGAUAUUGAGGCAGAACUCUUGCGACUUUUUCAGAAUCGGUUUCACAAUGCGACGGACUCGGUGGUCGUUCCUUCGUCGUCAGUCCGUGAUGCAACCCUUGCUAUUCGCGGAAAACUUCAAAGCCUCAUCUUGCAAUACGACACCCCGACUACCCUUUUCAUCAUUGUGUAUAAAGGUUAUUCCGAUGCGAAUCUUAAGCAGCCAUCUCUCCUUUACAUAUCAUGUAGGUCCUGGCUAUUUUCCUCCUGGAAAAUUGAACAACAGGUUUACGAAAUACGUAGGGGCGCGGCGUAUCCAGGCGCAACUUCUAUUCCGUGGGCCUUCGUGGAGGCAGAUUUGGCCGCAAGGGUUCAUGCUGAUGUGUUUGUUAUGCUGGAUUCAUGUUUCUCCCCUGGCGCGGCAAUGGGACCUACAGCUUAUGAGUAUCUGGCAGCUUCCGCAUUUGAAUCUCCAGCGGCGGCCAGUAUCGACGUCUCCUUGACUCGUCGGUUUGUUGAUUUGCUAAAUGCAUUAGAGACGGAGGAAAUCACGGUCGCUCAGGUGCAUGCCAAGCUGGUUCAGAAAGCCAACCAUGCCGAGAGCCGCCUCCUGUACACUCCUGUCCAUGUCGUCUCAGAGAAGAAGCCAUCAGUUACUCUCCACCCCCUCCAGAAUCUCUCAAGAGAAGUGGCCAGUCUUCAGAAGACCGGUGGAUUGGCUGAUGGGAAGGUUCUUGUCUCUGUGUUAGUGGAGGGAAAGACAAGCGUUCCUAACGUCGAGCAAUGGACAAAGUGGCUGGCAACAUCUAUCCCCGAAGACGUCGCCGAUAUCAAAAUCGAAGCCGUGUUUGAGUCGGGCUCGUCGUUAUGUCUGCUCACCCUGCCAAUCGCCGUAUGGGAUAUGAUAAAAUACCAUGAGUCGUACAACUUUAUCGCUUUUGUCGAGUCGAACAAUACCCUUCUACGCCGCUCACCUGCCCCCCCUGGUACUGGUGCCCUCGAAAGUCGUGCCAGAAACGUUAGAGUCCCUCAUAGAGAGAAGCAGUGA
Aspergillus alliaceus is the source of this 1200-nucleotide messenger RNA. RefSeq lists its product as uncharacterized. The coding region runs from base 1 to 1200 and encodes 399 amino acids. NCBI's taxonomy places the organism in Eukaryota, Fungi, Ascomycota, Eurotiomycetes, Eurotiales, Aspergillaceae. The transcript has a single exon. The record is from RefSeq and is a predicted model, not a curated record.